AUGGUGAGGAGCAUUUCCUGUGCCCCCCACAUAUAUUGCCCAGCCCCAUUCAAACAGACAACAGCAGAAACUCUUAUCCCCCUUUUGGUACUUGGUAGAGAGAUGGAGCAUCCUGUUGUUAGUGCUAGUGGGGGAGCCAUUAACAUACUGUUAUGUAAGCUGGGUACGGUGCUCAUCCAAGAAGCACAGCUCCUUGGAGGCAUCCGAGGCGAGCUGCAGUACAUGAAGGAUGAGCUUGAGAGCAUGACAGCAUUCCUGCAGGACCUUGCUGAGGGGGGAAACCGCAGGAAGCAGGUUAAGAUUUGGAUGAAACAGGUGCGAGAGGUCGCGUAUGAUGUUGAGGAUUGCGUUGAUGAGUUUACAUAUCACCUUGGCAGCACCACGAGUGGUUCUGGCCUUGUCGGGCUCUUCCACAGAUGCAUCCGUUUCCUGCAAACUGUCAGGGUGCGGCGGCAGAUUGCGAAACAAAUCCAAGAACUGAAAGCGCGCGCUACAAGUAUCAGUGACCGAAACUCAAGGUAUGGUGGUAAUCAUCUCAUUUCUGGAGCAGAAGGAAACACACUUGCUGCACAACCAGCACCAUCUUAUAUUACUUCUCUGGAUAUUCGUACCCCCGCACUCUUCCCAGAGAUAACGGAACUUGUGGGCAUUGAAGCGCGUCAGAGUAAUAUUGUGAAUUGGUUGGUGGAUGAAAACGUACAGCAACUACUGGUGCUAUCUAUAUUCGGCUUUGGUGGUUUGGGAAAGACAACUCUUGCUAUGACGACAUAUCAGACAGCUAGUGCAAGUUUCCAGUGCCGAGCUUUUGUGACUGUAUCCCAGAAAUUUGAUGUGAAGAGUCUCAUAAGGGACAUUCUUCGUCAGAUUAUUCGACCAGUAAAUCAAAAUGGUCCAGCACCAGCAGUAGACCCACUCAAAGGCAUGGAAGAAUGGAACGUGGGACAGCUUGCAGAUAUGCUAAGGCAGCAUCUAGAAGAUAAGAGGUAUCUUAUUGUUCUCGAUGAUAUUUGGAGCAUGUCAGCUUGGGAAGGUAUUCGAUUUUGCUUGCCUAACUCACAUACUGGAAGCAGAAUAAUUGUUACCACAAGAAUGAAAACUGUAGCACAAGCCUGCUGCCUCCAUGAGUAUGACAGAAAUUACGAAAUUGAACCACUCAGUGGUAGUGAAUCUAGCGAGUUAUUUUUCAAGAGAAUAUUUGGUAACAGGGAAAAUUGCCCAGCUGCCUUCAAAAACAUUUCAGAGAGGAUCCUGGGAAAGUGUGGUGGUAUACCCUUGGCCAUAGUCAGCAUUGCAGGUCUUUUGGCUAGCACACCCUUGUAUAGUUAUGAUCGCUGGGAGAAGAUCUACAACUCUCUUGGCUUGGAGCUGGAAACCAAUCCCUGGCUUGAAAAACUAAAGAAAAUUCUUGAGCUUAGUUAUAAUGACCUUCCAUACCAUUUGAAAACUUGUUUCUUAUAUUUAAGCACCUACCCUGAGGAUUAUAAGAUCAGAAGGAAAAGUUUAUUGAGACGAUGGAUAGCAGAACGCUUUGUGACAGAGAAGCGUGGAUUAAGUGCCUUGGAGGUGUCUGAAAAAUAUUUCAAUGAAUUACUCAACAGGAGUAUGGUUCUUCCAAUUGAAAUGAGCUUUGAUGGGAAGGUCAAGACCUUUCGAGUUCAUGAUAUAAUGCUAGAGAUCAUUGUUUCAAAAUCAAUUGAAGAGAAUUUCGUCACUUUGGUAGGUCAACAGUCUACUUUAGCUCCUCAAGAGAAGAUUCGGCGGCUAUCCAUUCAUGGAGGAAGUAACCAAAACAUUGCCACAAGCAAAUUGUUAAGCCAUGUCCGAUCAUUGAGUAUAUUUGCUGAUGGAGAAAUGUUACAGUUUGCUUGGAUAAAACUUCUUAGAAUAUUAGACUUAGAAGGUUCUGGGUUUGCCAGGAAUGGAGAUAUCGGAAAUAUAUGUAAACUGUUUCAGUUGGAAUAUCUCAGUCUCCGGAAUACAUAUGUCACUGAACUUCCUGUGCAAAUAGGAAACCUCAAAAAGUUGGAGACACUUGAUGUCAGGGACACAGCCAUAAAGCAUUUGCCUCCACACAUUACCAAUCUGCCAAAUUUGUUAAACCUACUUGGAGGGAGAAGAGUUUAUAACUACAGUGGUUUGUCUCCCAUUUCCAAUUUUUGGGGAAUGCACAUCCCUAACAAGCUUGGCAAUUUGGAAAUGCUUACAACCCUUGCACAGAUAGAGAUCACAGGCUCUACUUCCUGUUACAUAUCUGAAUUGGGGAAGCUUUCACAGUUGAGGAAGCUAGGGGUAAUGAUGUUUGUUGAUGACAACAUAAACUGGAUGUCCUUGAUCACUGCCAUUGCAAAACUGAGCAGUUGCCUUCAGUCGCUGCUGAUUUGGCGACCAGGCGGAGUAAUGAAUUUCAGGAUUCUUGAUACACUAUCCAGGCCACCAAUGUUUCUAAAAAGCAUAAACUUCCGAGGUAAGUUGGGACGGCUACCAGAAUGGAUUGGUUUGCUGGCUAAUCUAACUGAGUUGACCCUUCGCGCCACUGAAUUGGAAUCUGAGGAGCACCUGAAAGUUAUCUCUCAGUUACCAAGCCUGCUCUACCUUAGGUUGCAUCACAGUGCAUACACCGGAAGAGCACUCACCUUCUCCGCGUCAGAGUUCCCAAGUCUCAAAGUGCUCACCAUUCAUCUUGCUGUAUACCAGGCAUUGAACCUGAGGUUUGAGGAAGGCACUGCACCUAAGCUCCAUAGGCUGGAACUAUCUUUCUUCGAAAAUGCUUCCAUCCGGCGGCCUUCAGGUAUCAAUUUUCUUGCAAAUCUUCAGGAGGUCUUGGUCCACGCCGAUCCAUGCCGUAAAUCGGAAGCUAUGGUGCACUAUUUGAGGAAUGAAGCUAGGAGGAAUCCCAACCAACCUACUGUCACUUUCAAGGCGAAACAAUGGAAGUCAGCACGGACAGGUCCAGCAAUAGAUUACAGAGGAAACAUCUGGUUUUGA
Molecule: messenger RNA, 2985 nt
Organism: Triticum turgidum subsp. durum (durum wheat)
Lineage: Eukaryota; Viridiplantae; Streptophyta; Magnoliopsida; Poales; Poaceae
Source: the annotation of a GenBank genome assembly